CCCUUCACUUCACUUCAGUGCCAGACAUUCGCAGUUGUUUGAAGUAGCAGGAGCAGCUCCAUGCCCAGGAGAGAGGGAGUGAGUAGGCGAGCAAAAGAGAGAGAGAGAGAAAGAGAGAGAGAGAGAGAGCACAUCUGAGUGAGUGCAGUAAAGUCCAGGAGAGUUUGGAAGGAGGCGAAUGGUUCCUGUGAGAAGAUCAGCGCUGGCUUCAUGGUGUUACUGACUCUCCAGAACCUGGAAUCCAGAGCAGGUUUUCUGAAUUUAACCCCAGAAACGUCUCCACAGGGGGGUCUCUCAGUCUCUCAGCGGAACGGACCCUCAGCCCUGAGGUUUGGGAUUCUGCAGCCUGAAGACGGAACUUUUCCAGCAGAAAAAUCCAAGCUUCCAUGGUUGGGAUCUCCAACAGAUCCAUGUUUGUUGUAACUGAGGAUCAUUCGGACUCAUCUUCACCCAACAAAUUCAUCCACCCUCUGCCCAGUCCUCUGCCCAGUCCUCUGCCCAGUUCCUUGCCCAGUCCGAGUCAUGACUUCUAGCUAUGCCCAUGUAAUGGACAGACCAGCCACGCUGCCCAACCACCGCCUGGAGAGCCCCAUCACCGCCAGCCACCUGGACAAUUUACAGGCUAAGAAGAACUUCUCGGUGAGCCACCUGCUGGACCUGGAGGACUCGAGGGAGAUGGUGGGAGCGCAGGGGGAUGAGGGGGCCGCCGAGACGGGCAGGAACAUGCUGGAGUCGCCCGGACUGACCAGCGGCAGCGACACCGCGCAGCAAGACAGUGAGCAGCUGAACUCGGAGGAGAAGAAGAAGCGUAAGCAGCGCAGGAACCGGACCACGUUUAACAGCAGUCAGCUGCAGGCGCUGGAGCGAGUGUUCGAGAGGACGCACUACCCCGACGCCUUCGUCAGAGAGGACCUGGCCCGCAGGGUCAAUCUCACCGAGGCCCGGGUACAGGUGUGGUUUCAGAACCGCCGGGCCAAGUUCCGGCGUAACGAGAGAGCCAUGCUGGCCAGUAAAAACGCCUCGCUGCUCAAGUCCUACUCAGGAGACGUCACGUCGGUGGAACAGCCCAUAGUGCCCCGGCCUGCCCCCCGACCCAGCGACUACCUGUCCUGGGGGGGCUCAGCUCCAUACAGUGCGAUGGCGAGCUACUCGCCGUCCUGCGCCAACAACAACACGGCACAGGGCGUGAACAUGGCCAACAGCAUCGCCAACCUGAGACUGAAGGCCAAGGAGUACAGCCUGAACCAGGUGCCCACCGUCAACUGAGGGGACGCCGUUUACGGGGACGCUGUUUGGCGCUAAGAAAAACGUUGGGCGGACGAUAAAAAUAACCAUAACGGUAAUGAUAGCGUUAACUGUUGAGCCAAAAAUGAAAGAAAGAUCCUGCCAGUCUCCGUCUUCAUACAGAUGAAUGAUGUGUACUCACUACUCACUGUGUGCCUUACGUUGUGCAUCAUGGCCUUCUUUUGGACGUAUCGGUAUCAGAAGAGAAGAAUAACGGGACUCAUCCUGGAUGUUAAAGCGAAACGAAGCGGGAGGAAAGCCCAGACACUCUAAAACAUUGAUUUACCUAAGAUACGAUAUGUCAUGUUUUGGGCAGUCGCUGAAGACAUGUGGGGAAAGAUUUUUUGGAGAACACAAAGCGAAGGGCCAAAUGGAAAGUCUGUGUUUUCGAGUUCGCCAAAGCUACAUGGGCGUCGCUCAGGCAGGUUCUGGAAAACGCAGCUGAUCGCGGGGAAGCGAUGACCUCUCUGGAAUCCGGCUGAAGACUUUUUUUUUUCUUUUUGUUUCGGGGAGUCUUCAGGAUUUUUCCUUGAUUUCCCAAGAGACCCACAGCUCAGUAUAAUCACUGCCAAGACUUUGCUGUGUUCUUCAAUAACUGGGUAAAACGUUGUUUUUUUUUAAGCUCUGUAAUAAACGUAUUAUGAUUUCACGUCGGGUUUCGAUUGACACGCAGUGGAUUGAUGAGGAUUCUGGUGUGCGUACGCCAUCCUGUAUCAUUGGGAACUAAGCCAUCUCUCUCUAAAGACUCUCUCUAAAGCCCAGAAGCCUUACCCUGUGUGUACUGUAUACUGCCUGAGUAUAUCUGAAAAAAAUGUCAUUUUACUAUGCAAUAAAAAAACAUGCGAAAGCAGUGUAAUGCAGAAA
Molecule: messenger RNA, 2148 nt
Organism: Astyanax mexicanus (Mexican tetra)
Lineage: Eukaryota; Metazoa; Chordata; Actinopteri; Characiformes; Acestrorhamphidae
Gene: prrx1a
Product: paired related homeobox 1a
Exons: 4
Coding region: 523-1266 (247 amino acids)
Biological process (GO): regulation of DNA-templated transcription
Molecular function (GO): DNA-binding transcription factor activity, RNA polymerase II-specific; DNA binding
Source: RefSeq, a predicted model, not a curated record